CGGUGCGUCUAUUUUGAAGGGCUGCGUUGGAUUGUGAUUUGUUUUGUUUCUUUUUGAUUUUAAAACAACAACACGAUUGAGAAGGGCCGAAGUGGAGAAGCUGCUGCAGCACACGGACUCGUCCCUGCAGCCGCCGGGGGAGUGUGUUCAUUCAGCCGAAGAGCCGAGCGAUGCCAGCGACGUAGAAAAAAAAACCACCACAACAUCUGCAGGGUGUGCGUCCGAGGCACAGCUGGAUUUAAGCCUCCGUGGAUCGACGAGGGGCCUUUGUAGCACCACAACCCCCCCACAAGGCGACUGGAUCCCGUUCGAGGAGGUAAAACAAGGACAGUAGUAUUCCUGGAGGCCUGCUGGAGAACGCAGCCUGCUGCUGAGAGGAUGACAGAUUGACAUUAAUGAGGGUUCGUGGUGCGUUUUCAUCCGCGACCUCAUUAAGAGCAGACACUGGCUUCUGCGUAAGAACAGCACGGAGAGAGGGAGGAGAAGCAUCUACAUAGAGAAAUCACAUGUUUCUGCCCGGGUUCGGCCUCCGGUGCUGUGAGGGACCGCAUAUAGGCUACAUGCCAUCCACCAAACACCGCCUGGAGAUGAAGAGGAGGAUGUGGUGAUGAAGACUGAGCAGUGAGGCAGCGCCAUCUCAUCGCUUUUUAUAGAUUCUCAGGUACCAUCUGUAGGUAUAGGUUUUUUUAUUCAUAAGGAAAAUGGGCAGCGAGGGGGAGAUCAUAAACAGAGAGCUGUCAAAGAUGUCUGACGAGGAUUUGCUGGCUUGCUCCAAAGAGGAGCUGGUGAGCCGGCUGCGUAAAGAGGAGUCCGAGAAGAUCUCCGCGCUCAUCCAGCGAGGCCGGCUGAUCAAGGAGGUAAAUAAACAGCUGCAGGGACACCUCCUGGAGAUCAGGGAACUCAAAACCAUCAACCAGCGGCUGCAGGAGGAGAACGUGGAGCUGCGGGACCUGUGCUGCUUCCUGGACGACGACCGGCUGAAGGUGAAGAAGCUGGCCCGGGAGUGGCAGCUGUUCGGGCACCACGCCGCCAAGGUGAUGCGGGAGGACCUGGGCGGCUACUUGAAGAAGCUGGCCGACCUGGAGCGCAUGCAGGACGGCCUGGUGAAGGAGAACCUGGACCUGAAGGAGCUGUGCCUGGUGCUGGAGGAGGAGUGUGUCAGCAGGAGCGACUCCAGCCCCGGCGGCUCCACGGAGCUCAACCUGCCGUGCAUGGUGGCCCGGGACCUGGGGGACGGGAGCUCCAGCACGGGCAGCGUGGGGAGCCCGGACCAGCUCCACCUGGUGUGCUCCCCGGACGACUGACGACGGAGGUGUCACACAGACAGAAGCUCUGCCAGACAGUACAAAGCAAAUUGGUGCAAAAAGCAUAAGGGCCUCCUGGAUGCUGCAGAAAAGUGAUAUGUGUGCCACUGGACAAAGAUUCUUCACUAGAGACAUUUUUAGGACUUUACAAAGACAUUUAAUAGAUGUUUGCCAGAUGAUAAUGUAUCUACAUUUUACAGUGUUUUUCUAAAGACAUGUCUGUUUGUGGGGGGUUGGGAAUUCCCUUUUCAGUGGUCUGUUGUUGGAAGAAAAAAGAAAUGGGACCAAAAAAGUGGGUCACAAAUAUAAAUUUAUCUCAUGCACUGGACUAGCCUACACUGGUAGAAGCCUUUUUUCUAUUGCACUGGACAGCGUUACCAUGGAUCUUUCAAUCAAAGAUUCAUUUCAAUCCAGUUUUGAGCCAUAUUUAGUCCUAAUUCCAAUAGCACUGACAUUGACGAGUUGUGAUAAAGAAAAAAAGAAAACUAUUUGAUAUUUGCUUUUUGCUAGAUGCCCAAUAAUGUGUAAUAUUUUAUGCACUCUCUUCCUCAGGACAGGAUUGGAGUGCCAUAUGUGCAUGAUGAUUGUGACACUUUGUACAGGCCUGUGAAGCAGUCUGAUGUUGAAGGCCCUUCAGGUUUACUGCAGGCGGGGCCGCUGCUGGUAAUGUAACGUGCUAGAGAGCCAGCACACUUGUUAAGACACGAUAAAUGUCCUUGGACCUCGCUCGGAGCUGAACCGAGUAAGUGCUGACACUUUUAUAAAAAUCCAACCGGGAACUCUUUUUAUCAAACUGGAAGGUCUACAAGUUUUGAUGAUUUCUAUUCUAUUCUCUGCAAGCCCAGCUCUUUAAAGUCACUCGUUGGACAUGUUUUUAUUACCUUGUUGUUGUUGAUGUUUUAAUUAGCAUAUCACAGUUUGUUUAAGUUUUGCAUUAGUCUGAUUUCUCCUCUGUAUCUCAUGCUUUGUAUUUACCCUGUAUCAUUAUAUAGGGAUCUUAACUUUCCUAACUUUGAGCAAAUCUUUAUCUUGAUUUAUCUGUAUGAACUAGCAUUACUAACCGAUCUCAGUUUAAAUCAUAGCUACUGCACAUGGAUUAGAAAAGGUUUUAUUUUGUCGUUAGCUGUUUUUAUUGGUGGGCUAUGCUCGUACUCGUAGUGCAUUGGAGAGCUUUAAAUACAGUGGGUAUGACACUC
Molecule: messenger RNA, 2500 nt
Organism: Limanda limanda (common dab)
Lineage: Eukaryota; Metazoa; Chordata; Actinopteri; Pleuronectiformes; Pleuronectidae
Gene: ccdc85b
Product: coiled-coil domain containing 85B
Exons: 1
Coding region: 702-1304 (200 amino acids)
Biological process (GO): negative regulation of DNA-templated transcription
Cellular component (GO): nucleus
Source: RefSeq, a predicted model, not a curated record